Portunus trituberculatus (swimming crab) is the source of this 1566-nucleotide messenger RNA. It is a transcript of the gene l(3)neo43, whose product is annotated as cytochrome c oxidase assembly protein COX16 homolog, mitochondrial-like. The transcript is spliced from 6 exons. The record is from RefSeq and is a predicted model, not a curated record. Gene Ontology annotation, cellular component: mitochondrial inner membrane. Lineage: Eukaryota; Metazoa; Arthropoda; Malacostraca; Decapoda; Portunidae. Bases 119 to 538 code for a protein of 139 amino acids. Gene Ontology annotation, biological process: mitochondrial respiratory chain complex IV assembly.
CUACAAUGCCAGCACACAGCUCAAGGGUGAUGCCACUGCAGCCCGGGUACUUCGAGGUGUCCACGUUUCCUGACGCUUGGCGAUCCUCUUCAGGAACACUGUUGUAGUACACAGCUAUAUGAUGGAGAGGAGGAAAAAACCAGAGUUUGAGGCGGUGUGGCAGCUGGUGAGGCAUGGGAAUCCGAUUCUUUGGAAGGAAGUCCACACGCUUUGGAGUGCCAUUCAUUUUACUGGUUGUUGGCGGGUCUUUUGGUCUGAGAGAGUUUGCUCAGCUCAGGACUGGAUCCAGACACUAAGAUCAGGGAAGGACAGGUAUGACUUCAGGACAAGGAGAACUAUAUCUAAGGAAGAUGCAGAAAAAAUGGGCAUCAAAAUGAAAGAUGCACAGGAGGUGACGCUGGAAUCAGAAUAUGAAAAGAUUGCUCAGAUCGACACAAGUAAUUGGGAAAAUGUGCGAGGUCCACGUCCUUGGGAGGAAGGGAACAAACUGUACGAGGAAGCUGUGGAGCGUGUCAAGAAGAUGGAGACAGGCAAAUGAAGGCUGACAGGCACCUAUCUCACUGGUGCAAGGCGAGCAUCAGAACCUUGUGCAGAAAAGAAAAGGAGCCACCAAUGGGUGACAAGUUAUUGUUGCUGGACAGACUGUUUGCUAUGGCUAUUGUGUGACAAACUUGAAAAUGAGGGACAGCAGUUAUCCUUUUGAGAAGUGAUUAAAUGUGCUGCAGACAGUAAAGGAAAUGGUGCAGCUUGAUGAUCAAGUGUGCUGCCCAGCUUAGAGAUUGCUAGAAUGGAGAGGCAGGUGCAGAAUGUCAAAGCACCCCAUGUAUCGUACAGUGUGACAGAGCUUGCUGCUGUUGUUUCCUUGCGGCGAUGGAACAAUGUGAAAGUGAAGGUGGUUGGCAUCCUGUGCUCUGUAGAUGCUGUCAAGAGAAGAGUGGCUCUGCAUGAAGUUGGGAUCCCUCACAAUCCUGUUUUGAUAAUGGUGAGUAGGAUUGUUUUCCAGUUUUCCCCCCAUUGUGUAGCAGCAUCAGAGAUAUUAAGUCCUUUGUAGCCACAUGCAGCAGUGUGUGUGUGUCUUUAGUAUUGACGUGUGGUUACUGUAGUACAAGAGGUAGAAAGAUCAUUAUUCAGUAGACCUGCAGCAUUAAUUUCUUUUGUUUAUUAUUUUCUUUUAAUCUAAAGUCAUUUGAUCUAAUAAUAGUAUGUUUAUUAUGAUUUUUCUUUGGAAACUAUUAGUAUAUCAGAGGACUUCAGAUUGAGGGAGAGCACAAAACACAUUGGAGGUGAAUGCUGCAUGUUCAUUGACUUGUGAUCACAGGUUUAGUACAAGAGAGAGCCUUGUUAUGAUGCCACACCUUGUCCUCUGCCAUGUUGUCAGUAUGCAUGCCUGCAGUUUCAUGACUUGCAGCAUAGAGGUAGUUGUCAAGGCUUCCUGAGGAGCGUGUCUGUUUUAGAUCAUACUUGUUUUAGUAGCCUAAACAUUCACACUGUCAGACUGUGCUAGACUGUCUCAAGGUUAGUUUGCAUCCAUGUAUUGUGUCUGUAUUUAAUAAUUUAAUGCCUUUU